AUGAGUUCUAUGAUUGAUAGUUUGACCCCAAAAUCAAGUGGUCUGGAAGAAGCCGCCCCAGUGGGAAAUGAACACACAGACAUUAAGAAGGAAUCACCAGUUGAUGAAGAAAUUCCAAUCAAAGAAAGCACUUCUGCAAACAAUGUCGAGAUCCCAAAUGGUAGUGCUGAAGCUCCAUCUAAUGGUAGUGCUGGUGUUGGUUCUGGUUCUGGUUCUGGUUCUGGUGGUCUGGAACCACCUACUCAAGAAGCUCCAAAUAUUAAGAAUGCUACUGCCCCUGUUAUUCCAGAAAUUAAAAUUAUUAGAAGAAAAUUAAAUGGUUAUGUUGGUUUUGCUAAUUUACCAAAACAAUGGCAUAGAAAAUCUGUUAGAAGAGGUUUUAAUUUAAAUUUACUUAGUGUUGGUGAAUCAGGUUUAGGUAAAUCAACUUUAAUUAAUACUUUAUUCAAUAAAGAAUUAUAUUCUCCAAAAGAUCCAAGAGAUCCAGCUGCUGAAAAACCAACUGGUGUUACAAUUGAUACCAUUAGUGAUGAUAUUGAAGAAAAUGGUGUCAAAUUACAUUUAACCGUUAUAGAUACUCCAGGUUUUGGUGAUCAAGUUAAUAAUAAUGAUUCAUGGCAACCAAUUGUUGAUGAAAUUAAUUCAAGAUUUGAUUCUUAUUUAGAAUUUGAAAAUAAAAUUAAUAGAACUACUUCAACUGAUAAUAGAAUUCAUGCAUGUUUAUAUUUUAUUGAACCAACUGGUCAUUCUUUAAAACCUUUAGAUAUUGAAUUUUUAAAACAAGUACAUCAAAAAGUUAAUAUUAUACCAAUUAUUGCUAAAUCAGAUACUUUAACUGAAGAGGAAAUUUUUGAAUUUAAACAAAGAAUAUUAGAUGAUAUUAAAACUCAAGGUAUUGAUAUAUUUGAACCAACUGUUUAUGAAAAUGAUGAUGAAGAAACAAUUUCUGCAACUAAAGAAAUUUUAUCAAAAGUUCCAUUUGCAAUUGUUGGUUCUACAACUGAAAUUCAAACUGCAGAUGGUAGAGUUGUUAGAGGUCGUCAAUAUCCAUGGGGUACUAUUGAAGUUGAUAAUGAAGAUCAUAAUGAUUUUGUAAGAUUACGUCAAUUAUUAGUUAGAAAUUUCUUGGAAGAAUUAAGAGAAAAAACUUCACAUAAAUUAUAUGAAUCUUAUAGAAGUGAAAAAUUAAAUAAAUUAGGUAUUCCACAAGAUCAUAGUGUAUUUAGAGAAUUUGAUCCAUCAAUUAAACAACAAGAAGAAAAAGCUUUACAUGAAGCUAAAUUAGCUAAAUUAGAAGCUGAAAUGAAACAAAUAUUUCAACAAAAAGUUAGUGAAAAGGAGAAAAAAUUACAAAAAUCUGAAGCUGAAUUAUUUUCAAGACAUAAAGAAGUUAAAGAAAAAUUAUUAAAACAAGUUAAAACUUUAGAAGAAAAAAAGAAACAAUUAGAAAAUGCACGUUUAAAUCCACAUACUGAACCAACUCCAGCUCCAGCUCCAAAAGCUAAAAAGGGUUUCUUACGUUAA
This is a messenger RNA of Hansenula ciferrii, 1524 nucleotides long. It is a transcript of the gene CDC3, whose product is annotated as septin CDC3. Gene Ontology annotation, molecular function: GTP binding; molecular adaptor activity; GTPase activity. The coding region runs from base 1 to 1524 and encodes 507 amino acids. Lineage: Eukaryota; Fungi; Ascomycota; Saccharomycetes; Phaffomycetales; Wickerhamomycetaceae. Gene Ontology annotation, biological process: cytoskeleton-dependent cytokinesis. The record is from RefSeq and is a predicted model, not a curated record. Gene Ontology annotation, cellular component: septin ring; cytosol; microtubule cytoskeleton. The transcript has a single exon.